AUGGUAACGGCAGAACUUCUCUUUGAUGCUAACUUUGAGUCCGGGAACCUCUCUACAACUGAACGCAUAGACGAUACAGAGUACAACGUUUUUAUCAAGCCGGACUUCAACCUGAAGGUGCGCUUUUGGUUUUACUUUAGAGUGGCUAACAUAACACCGAAAUUGCCGUACAUCUUUCACGUCCUUAGCUUUUCCAAAGGAAAGACCACCUUCUUGUCGGAGCAAACACCCCUAGUUCGGUCAACAUCCCGCAACAAAUGGGAGCGGAUCCCCCGGAACCAGUGUUUUUACUAUGCAUCAUCCAAGCAUAAGUGCUACACUAACAACCCUGUGCUCAGUUUUGUUUUCCAGUUUGACAAGAUAGAGGACUACUUCUUUGCGUUUUCUUAUCCCUUUACCUAUUCUAUGUUAACUAAGUUUAAUAGCAGAUUGAUCAACCAUAAGCUUCCGUUUAUCCGGCUCUUCAACAUUGGCAAAACGUAUAAUGGAAAUGACUUCCCCAUUCUAGUGAUCAAUCAAGACAUUGAACGAAUUCUCAAUUGUUCUCCAGUAUCUACCGCCGCUGCCAACGCAUCCCUCCCCUCUGAGGUUCGAGAUAAGCGGAUCGUUUGGGUCUCUGCUCGAGUGCACCCUGGAGAGGUCCCUUCCUCGUAUAUUCUCCACGGCCUGCUAGAGUUUCUGAUCUCUAAUAGUCCAGUUGCGAAGUUUCUGCGCAGCAAAAUCGUCUUUGUUCUUAUACCAAUGGUCAACAUCGAUGGCGUGAUGGCUGGGUUCUAUCGCGGCAGUGCAGCAGGCGUGGACUUAAACCGGACAUACUACAACCCGGACUCAAAACAGCAUCCGGAAACAUACAUGAUGAGAUGUCUCUACUAUGAGCUUAUCGUACGUGGAAAUAUGCGGCCGUACAAAGCUCUUACAGGGGAUGCACGUGGCGGCUCAGCCUCUCCCAUGUUAGCUAACUCUCAAGAGCCCUCAGAAGAACUGGAUUUAUCGUUUGUUAGUCCACAGAAACUUGAGUCUGUUUUUGAAACCAAUCCUCUUAAUAGAAUACUUUUAAAGAAGUCUAUUGUACUAGAUUUAUACAACAAUCAAACCGAGAAGCUUUUUAAUACAGGUGCCAGUCCUACCGGGUUUGCAGCUAGUGUGAGCAAUACUGAUUUUGCUGGCAAUCCUGUUAAUUCUACCAGUAAUAGCACCCCAACAGACAGAUCACUGGAGCCGGUGCCUGAGACUUCAGAGACAUCCUACGAUACCGACAUAGCCUCAAUUUCUAGGACCAGUUCUCGAUCUAAUUACGGCACGGGGUAUCCUGAGCAGCUACUCUAUAAGGUUUCCGAGAUUUCUAAUCAAGAGGCAGGAGACCUUCCUCCAUCUGGCAAACAGCGAAGCACGAAAAAUCUGGCGCCCAUAAUUAGUAAGCCUUCAGUCCCCUACCAGUUUCCUGCGCAACUUACCAACUUCUUAUCGCAGGGAUACAACCUUGAUUUUGUUAUCGAUCUUCAUUCCCAUAGCAACAUAUCUGGGGGCUUUCUGUUCGUAAACCCAGACUGUUAUGCAUUCAACAAGGUGAAGCGCACAUCCUGCGAACUUGUCUUUCCGCUGAUGCUUGCACAGAACUGUGCCACCUUCGGCGCGCUAAAUAAAUCCUUUAAAAGCUCCAAGGAUAGGAGAGAGGGUAGCCUUCGGCGAGCGUUCAUGAAUCUUGGCAAGGCCUACGCCUUUGACAAUUCUCCCUACGUAUACUGCUUAGAGGUAUCCAACAGUCAUGGACCAGAUCCAGCCAAAGCAGGAAAGCUCCAACAAGUUCAGUUAAUUGGCAACGAACCGAACAAUGAUAAUGUUGAAAGCGAUGACCUUUCUGCUUCUAUUGACACAGAUGAGACAGAUAGGAUCCUCUAUACUCCAAGCUCAUGGAUGAACAUAGGUGAGAAGUUAUGCCAGACGUUGUAUGAGUUGUAUUCGGCAAAUGACCGAGAGCAUGCCGGUAUUGGCGUUGCCUAG
Messenger RNA from Giardia duodenalis, 2001 nucleotides. Its product is annotated as Nuclear ATP/GTP-binding protein. Gene Ontology annotation, molecular function: metallocarboxypeptidase activity; zinc ion binding. The record is from RefSeq and is a predicted model, not a curated record. Gene Ontology annotation, biological process: proteolysis. The transcript has a single exon. Bases 1 to 2001 code for a protein of 666 amino acids. Lineage: Eukaryota; Fornicata; Diplomonadida; Hexamitidae.